Messenger RNA from Polyodon spathula (Mississippi paddlefish), 2695 nucleotides. RefSeq names its product amine oxidase [flavin-containing] B-like. The transcript has 15 exons. Lineage: Eukaryota; Metazoa; Chordata; Actinopteri; Acipenseriformes; Polyodontidae. The record is from RefSeq and is a predicted model, not a curated record. Gene Ontology annotation, molecular function: oxidoreductase activity. Bases 184 to 1779 code for a protein of 531 amino acids.
GAGGGGAGUAGAGGGAUAAGCCCCACCUCGUUGUCAUGGUGCUGUUGCUGAUAAGAUUAGACCUUCAUUGCUAAUAACCAGCACAUUGUAGAGCUGGCACAGUCACUGCUGGAGUCUAGAGACCAAGACAUCCCAUAAGCAGCAGCCUGUUUCUGCUCCCCAAAGAGAAUUCAAUUUGCAGGCAUGGAUAAACGGCAGAAAACACCAGCUGAUAAAAAAGACGUCAUUAUCAUUGGCGGGGGCUUGUCAGGGCUGUCUGCUGCCAAGCUGCUGAAAGAGGCUGGUGUGAGUGUGGUGGUGCUUGAAGCCAGAGGUCGUGUGGGUGGAAGAACCCUCACUGUGAAGGGUCCUCAGUUCCAGUAUGUGGAUCUUGGGGGUGCCUAUGUUGGUCCCACCCAAAAUGGAAUCCUGCGGCUUGCCAAGGAACUGGGGGUGCAGACCUACCUCGUCAAUGAGAAGGAGCAGCUCAUCCAUCACGUGAAGGGCAAGACGUACCCUUUCCGGGGGGCCUUCCCACCCAUGUGGAACCCCAUAGUCUACAUGGAUUACAACAACCUGUGGAGGACGCUGGAUGACAUGGGGGUGGAGAUCCCUUGUGACGCCCCCUGGAGUGCACGGCAUGCUGUGCAAUGGGACAACAUGACAAUGAAGGAGCUCAUUGACCAGCUCUGCUGGACAAGGGCAGCCAAGGAGUUUGCCACACUGUUUGUCAAUGUGAAUGUAACCUCUGAACCACACGAGGUGUCAGCACUCUGGUUUCUGUGGUAUGUGAAGCAGUGUGGAGGAACGAAGAGGAUAUUUUCAACUUCUAAUGGAGGGCAGGAGAGAAAAUUUGUUGGUGGAUCAGGGCAGAUCAGCGAUCGAAUAGCAGAGCAGCUCGGGGAUUGGGUAAGGCUGAACCAGCCUGCAGUUAGACUGACUCAGACAGAUGCAGCCGUUUGUGUGGAAACUCUACAUGGAGAAAAAUAUGAGGGUUCCUAUGUCAUUAGUGCCAUCCCUCCAGGCUUGAGCAUGAAUAUCCACUACGACCCUCCGCUGCCCCCUGUGCGGAACCAGCUGAUCCAACGAGUCCCAAUGGGGUCCAUCAUCAAAUGCAUGAUGUAUUACAAGCAGGCCUUCUGGAGGGAGAAGGGGUACUGUGGAACAAUGAUGAUUCAAGAUGAGGAAUCACCCAUUUCAAUGACACUGGAUGACACCAAACCCGAUGGAUCUUGUCCUUGUAUCAUGGGAUUUAUUUUGGCCAGAAAGGCAAGGCAUCUCAUCCACCUAAGCAAAGAUGAAAGAAAAGAAAGAGUCUGUCAGAUUUAUGCACAGGUUCUUGGCACUAAAGAAGCACUUCAUCCUGUUCAUUAUGAAGAGAAGGACUGGUGUGAAGAGCAGUACUCAGGGGGGUGCUACAGUGCCUACUUCCCCCCAGGAACCUUCUGUCAAUUCAGCAGAGUUCUUCGAGAGCCAUUUGGCAGACUGUACUUUGCCGGCACAGAGACAGCGACGAGGUGGAGUGGAUACAUGGACGGAGCUGUGCAGGCAGGGGAGAGGGCUGCCAGAGAGGUGCUACAUUCUAUGGGAAAAAUCCCAAAAGCUGAAAUCUGGAUUGAAGCUCCUGAAUCCGAGGAAGUUCCAUCUCAGCCAACCACAGCAAGUUUCCUGGAGGAGCACCUGCCCUCUGUCCCAGCGUUCCUCACAGUGAUGGGCGUCUCCACGGUUCUCAUUGCUACAGUCACCACUCUUGGCAUGGUUGUAUUCAAGAAGCACAUCCACUUACAUCCAUUUAAUUGAAUCUGAUUUUACCACAUCGUGUGCAUUGAUUGUGUUGUAUUGUAAUUGAAUAUCAUGUCCAGCAAGAUUAAUAUGUUACCUUCAUUUCAGUAACUCCCGAACUAGGUAAUGUUUACUCCUGUUUUAAUUCUACUAUUUAGUACCUGGCUGUGUCUUAAUUCACACUCUCAUCACUAUGUACUUGUCUCCCUUGCUCUCAAGCUACAAAAGUAGAUAACGCCUGAGACACACAUUUUUACCCAUGCAGCAUCAGGUUAAAGAGAACUGGCCAGCAGGUUCACAAGUAAAGUGGUUCUAGCUGACUUCAAUAAUCCCCUGGUUUUAUAAGCACAUCUUUACUUUAAACAACAGGGACCAAAUAAGUUGUUACAGCUGACAUGUACUGCCAUUUAACGUGAGCAUACUGUACAUAAAAGUUGGCUUAUGUGCCAUAAAUAAUAUUUUUGUUUACUGUCUGUUACACCUAACAUUUUUUGAACUGUAGUGUAAAUUAGCAUGUCCAUGCAAAAAAUAUAAUGCUCCACAAAAUACAUUUGCAAUGUUUAUGUUACUUUAGUGAUACUCUACUCUUAAUGCUUGCAGACAAAAAGCUGAAUCCAGCUGUAAUUGUAAUAGUAAUUGUAUAAUUACUCUAUAUUAUACAAUUAAUAGUGCAAUGACUUAAAAAGAUAAAAAUAUCAUUUUAUUGAAUAGCUAUAUGAUUUUUAGGUGUUAUCCCCUCUAAGAGUAACAUAUGUUAACAGUAUAUAUUUAUUGUGAUUCUUAAAAAUACAUGUUUUUAUUGCGUGGAAAGAAAACUACAAAUGUCCUUGCCUCAGUAUUGUCACAAUGCCAUGUAAUGUUAAUGCUAAAUGCCAAUAUUGACUGAACUGUUAUUGUCUAGCUGUCAUGUGCAAAUAAGAUGAGUGAGUUUGAA